AUGGCAGCGCCCAACUCAGCCACACUAGAAAGCAACCAGUUUAUCGUCGCUGACGAGGAAUAUGACGAGGACUCCAUACCUGGGUACACGCUUCCCCAGCCUUCACCCAACGGCGCAGGACCAACGACGCCCGGCACCGCAGGAGCAGGGAAGGGCAAGGGCCGUGCACCGGAGCAGCUGGCACCGCCAAGUAACGUUAAUGAACUGUCGGGGAGGAUUGGAACGCCUUCGGGGAGCGGGUCGAGGAGUCCCAACACCAAUAAGUCACAGACGAUUGCGGGCGUGAGGCUGGAGACGAGGUACACGGGUGUGGACUCCCUAGACGAGCCGGUGACGACGACGCUGGCACGCGACUUGCUCUCCAUCUACUCAAAAGUGGUCCAAGUGUUGUGGCCUCGGCGAAAGGGCCAAGCACGCGAAGUGUUGAGGGACUGGGACCUCUGGGGCCCCUUCAUCUUCUGCCUGAGCCUAGCGAUCAUGCUCAGCAUCAACGCCCCACCCACCCAAUCCCUAGGUGUCUUCACAGGCGUAGUCGUCAUCGUCUCCGUAGGCUCCGUGAUCAUCACCUUCAACGCGAAGCUCCUCGGCGGGCGAGUCUCCUUCUUCCAGAGCCUGUGUGCAUUGGGCUACUGUAUUUUCCCACUCGUGGUCGCCGCGCUCGUGGGCACGUUUGUGCAUAUCCUGUUGGUCAGGCUGCCUGUUACGCUUGUUGCGCUUGCUUGGUCCGUAUGGGCGUCUGUAAACUUCCUCGAUGGGACGCAUAUCGAAACCCAGCGGAUCCUCCUAGCUGUGUAUCCACAAUGUCUGUUCUACUUCGUACUCGCAUGGAUGAUCCUCAUCCAGUAGCUUACUUUGCGAAUGGAUAAUUGCAUGCUAAUUGGGGAUGAAC
This is a messenger RNA of Dacryopinax primogenitus, 889 nucleotides long. Its product is annotated as Yip1-domain-containing protein. Gene Ontology annotation, cellular component: membrane; trans-Golgi network. NCBI's taxonomy places the organism in Eukaryota, Fungi, Basidiomycota, Dacrymycetes, Dacrymycetales, Dacrymycetaceae. Gene Ontology annotation, biological process: endoplasmic reticulum to Golgi vesicle-mediated transport. The transcript has 6 exons. Bases 1 to 846 code for a protein of 281 amino acids. The record is from RefSeq and is a predicted model, not a curated record.